UGCUUGACUGAUGGCAUCAGUCUGAUGCGAAGGAUGAUUCCGAUCAGUGUCUUCUCUUAUUCAAUCAUGCAAAUAUUGCAUAAUAUAGGGUAUUUCUAAAUAUACGUUUAAGUAGGUUUUUUUUGCAAAAAUUAUGUGAAAGCUGGUGCCAAUUUUGCAAAAUGGAAUCUAACGAGGGGAUGGCGUCCCAUCUCAAACGUCCCAUAAAAUGGAUAACUUCCCUGGUCAUUUGGUACGGCACAUUUACAAUGGGUGUGAGUAUAAGCUUCCUUGGCGCAGCGCUACUGGAAUUUAGUGAAAAAUUUGAAACAAAUGUGGCCACGGUGUCGAAAGUGUUUUCCAUGCUAACGGUUGCAUUCCUAAUUGGAGCACUACUUUCUGGUAUAAUAUUUCGGUACCUGUCCCGUUCCGUCUUGUCCGGUGUGUUCCUGGCCCUCAUGGGAAUUGGAAUUGCGAGUUACCCGUUAUCGCCAUCACUGCUGGUCUUUUUUGGUAUAGCGGUCGUCGUGGGAUUUUCGGCGGGAGGCUACGACACGGCUCAAAUCGUGUGGAUGAUCGAACUCUGGUCGGGCGAAGCGGCGCCGUACAUUCAAGUUCAACACUUUAGCUUCGCGUUAGGCACUUUUGUGUCGCCGAUGAUAAUCAGGCCAUAUCUCGCAGAGGAAAAAAUUACCAUGGCUGGAGUGACGAAUUCGACUACGGACGAAAUACUGGAGCCUAUGAAAUCCCAACUUUGGAUUCCUUUCCUGAUUGGUGGAAGCUGUAGUAUUUUCGGGGGUGUGGCGCUCUUAAUCUUGACCUAUCUCAAAAAUCGUGGGAGUACGAUACCCGGAAAUCAGGAAGACGCACAACUACCCGAUCCGAAGACGGGACAACAUUUUCCCCACAAGAUAAAACUCAUCGUGCUUGCCUCCAUAAUUUUGGGAGCAUAUUGCGGAAUGGAAAUUUGCACGAUUCAAUUCAUCCCAACUUUUACGCAUUUCAUCCCCUUGAAACUAGCGCCAUCCGACGGGGCACGUAUUCUGACCGGACUAACAGCCGCAUUCAUGAUAGGACGAGGUCUCGGCGUAUUCUUAGUGCUCAGGAUUCGGCCCGAAUUUAUCAUUGUGGGGAAUUUCGUGGUAAUACUGACCGGAAACGUGGUUCUCCACGUGAUUGGGGGCACUUCGUAUGAAAUGCUGUGGGGUGGUGCGGUCCUUCUUGGGGUCGGAUUUUCCGUCGUGUUUCCAUCUUUCUACGGAUUUUUAGAGAAACAUUUACACGUGACGGAUGUUGUGGGGGCGGUUAUAAUUUCGAGCAGUGGGUUAAUUUCUGGGUUGUAUCCGGUAAUUAUUGGAACGUGGAUUGAGAGUAAUCCGUAUGUUUUGAUGUAUACAAAUUAUGGUAGUUUGGUAAUAUGUUCGUUAGCUUUUGGGGCGAUGAAUUGGAUUGUUUCCGGUGUACAAGAGGGUAAUAAAGGAGUGAAUGGGUAUGUUGGUGGUAAGGAGGAAUUGAGUGGAGGAGGUGGGAUUGAGCUAGAAAAUAAAGGAAAUUAAGGUAGAUAUGAAUAAAUACUUAAAAAAUGGCAUGGCUUAUUAGGUGUAUUCCAUAUGUGACUUUACUAUUUACUAUGCGUAACUUUUAUUUAUUUAUGUGCAUACAUUACAUUGAGGAACUACAUGUUUAAUUGUACAAAUAACACUUUAUAUUUAUUACUUGUCCAAUUUUUAAUACUAAAAACCUAAUUUCCAAGUUGUCCCACAGCUCGCAAGGUUUCCAUUAAAGCUUGUUUUACAUAUCGAAGUGUAAGCUUCUCUCCAAAUGUUUUUGUGUUUUUAUAAUCUAAUUUUUCACUCUCUGCAAUAGGGAAUUCAUCCCUCGAGAAUAUCUUUCCAAAUGCGACCUUCUCAAACAUUCUCUUAACUGCGAGUGGUUGAUAUCCCCAUCGAGUUGCUACAAAAGAACAACGCUUGUUCCAGCAUGAUACGUCUUUCCAUUCAAUUAGUCAAAGUUAAAAUUAAUAAAAUUAGUUACCAAAUUUAAUCCUGAACGGAUCCGUAUGAGAAUAGAUGUCAAAACAGCCGAAUAAAUUUAACCCCAUAUUUUUAGGGUCGAUCCAAGACAACGGGAACACCAUGAUGAUAUCAUUUGCAUCAGCAACUUCCAAGUACCCCGUUUCUAGUAUGAAGCUGGGUGGCUUUUUGAAAACCCAGAGAUCUAGGAGACUUUGUGAGCAGCCUUGAAAUGCGAAAUGAAGUCGACACUUAAUCCCAGUCUCCGGUCGACAACGGAACGGGACAUAAGCGUACCCGUGUGGAUAAAAGCCGUGCUUUUUUGCAGAUCCGGAAUCGAAAAAUUCGUCCUGAUUGAAUUUGAAGAGAUGACCCGAAGUACCUGGUUCGUACGUUGGAGCGAUGUACUUAUCUUGAUAGAGGAAAGAAAACAUGUCGUAAAUCCCAGCAUAGCCACAGGCACAGACGGCAUUAUACAAACCGAUGGAGCAGAGGCGAUAGUCGAAUUCAGAACCUCCGGUGGCAUUAAUUGGCUAUUGACACAUUAUAAAAUGCAAUUUUAAUUAUGUAUACAGAAGGUAGUCGCACAGAAAAAUAAAGCGUUUCGCAUAUGUAAAUACA
This is a messenger RNA of Folsomia candida, 2612 nucleotides long. Its product is annotated as sodium-dependent glucose transporter 1. The record is from RefSeq and is a predicted model, not a curated record. Gene Ontology annotation, biological process: transmembrane transport. Bases 162 to 1535 code for a protein of 457 amino acids. Lineage: Eukaryota; Metazoa; Arthropoda; Collembola; Entomobryomorpha; Isotomidae. The transcript has 4 exons.